UCCUACCUUGGUACCUUGGUACCGUCUAGCUCAGUCUGUCUCCUUUAGUUGAAAGAAACUCUACAGUUGUUACCAUCUGCAAUCAUGGUGAAACUCUUCCUUUGCUUGAUCAUCCUUACUCUGAUGUCAGAAGUAAUUGCAUCGAAACCCUCUCUGAAUUCAUACGGGUCACAUUCUGGCAGGAACUACUUAGCAAUCAGAGAAAGAAGAGAGGUCACAGAGUCGCAUCAGAAUACAGCAGCAGCUGUCCACGCGUUGGAGGAACCGGCAACAGACGUAGAAGACAGAAGAGAGGUCACAGAGUCGCAUCAGAAUACAGCAGCAGCUGACCACCCGAUGGAGGAACAGGAAGCAGACGUAGAAGAUAGAAAAGAGGUCAUAGAGUCGCAUCAGAAUACAGCCGCAGCUGUCCACAUGUUUGAUGAACUUUUAGUAUUAGAAGACAGAAGAGAGGUCACAGAGCCGAAUCAGAAUACAGCAGUAGCUGCUAACCCUUUAGAAGAGGUAGCAGAGAUAGACAUAACAGAUGAAGGUGAAGGUGAAGAAUUCAUUCAUUCUAUUGGACAAAAAAAUACUAACAUGACAUACGGAAUUAACCAUGGUGAGCCUUUAAUGAACAGUAACGAAACUAUUCUGAGCAAUAUUUUUAAACCCUAUUUUUCUAAUAAUAGUGAAGACUUAAUCGAAAGACCUUACCCCCGUCUUUAUGAAAUACCAGCUAUAAUAUUAAUACGUCUUCAAGAAUUUAAGAAACAAAUCAACGAUUACCUUGAAAUGAGAGAAAAGUUUGCAAACACAUCCGACAUAAAUAAAUUAUUCUUGGAGAAAGAAAGUUUAUUUGAAGAGUUGAAUACCACAUCAGAGUACAAAUCUUCACCGGAAAUAGUGUUGCCUGACAGCAAUCCUUUACCAAAAUAUUCCUCAGAAAUGGAUUUUUCACAUGACCACAUCAAUAGAAACGUUGGUGAUUUAAAUACAAAGGCAGAAGAAACUCCCAUGUUCAUUGGAGGUCAAUGGUAUUUUCCAAAUAACGAUACUGCUUCACCAACAAACUUGACACAGGAAGAAAGUGUUCCAAAACAACUUCUAUUGUCUUCUGCCAGCUCACAUGUGCUAGAUCCUUCAACCGUAGAAGAUGCAGGACAUUCUGUUGAGAUCCUUUCAGAAGAUAUAAUAUUUAGUUCAGCUGAGCUACCAAUAGAUCAUCACUCUGUAGCAGACUCCUUGGUUACUGAAGACAUUGAAAGUGAUCUCUCUGUUAUAAAACAAGAUAAACUCGAAGAUUCGGCCUUUGGUGAUAUAGUGUCCUCAGAUGAUAAAGUGCUGUCCUCUGAAUUGAUAUCAUCGGAUGACGAUUCAACGUUUGAUGACUCCAUGGUAGCUCCUGAUGUACAGCCUGUACAAAGUGGAAUGAACUCUUCUGAGAAAACAUUAAUUGUUGAAACAACUUUUGAUGUUAAAUCCUUUCCAGACACGUAUGUAGUUGAGCCUCAGAAAGAAUCUGAUUUAAUUUCAGCAGAUUUGUAAGUGAUUACUAAGUGCGAGUCAAAUAUUUUUUAAAUCUUUCACAGCCAAUAACCUUAAAAUUACAUUACUCGGGUUAAUAUGGCAAUAUAAAAUGUUUAGAACAUGAUGUAAAUGUAACUAUUCUAUUCCAUCUUAAUAAGUUAUAAACCAAUUACUUCCAAUUAAUAAAACGUGCAAUA
Molecule: messenger RNA, 1706 nt
Organism: Homalodisca vitripennis (glassy-winged sharpshooter)
Lineage: Eukaryota; Metazoa; Arthropoda; Insecta; Hemiptera; Cicadellidae
Exons: 2
Coding region: 85-1527 (480 amino acids)
Source: RefSeq, a predicted model, not a curated record